Molecule: messenger RNA, 3414 nt
Organism: Anisakis simplex (herring worm)
Lineage: Eukaryota; Metazoa; Nematoda; Chromadorea; Rhabditida; Anisakidae
Source: the annotation of a GenBank genome assembly
AUGGGUGCCCGAGGAUUCCGAAUAAUAAGCCGCAACGACCCUAACCUUCCAUACAGUGUAAUCGUUGAGAGCAAUCGACUGUGCAGCUCUCUUUUACUGGAAUCGUCAGCCGCACUUACAUUAGAUAAUAACGACUCUACUGCAGAAUAUAAAAAAGCUUACACCAGAGUAACCGACGGUUAUGGUUUAAUAGGUCUUUGGCGAUUUUCUAAAGAUGAUAAUUACUUAUUGGUCGUGACAAGUGUUUUAUCAGUGGGUCAGAUUAACAACUGCGACAUCUAUCGAAUUACGUCUGUACAAUUCGUUCCACUAAAAGUACCCUCUCAAGUUGUCGAUUCUCGAGUAGUUGAUCUCCAGCGACUCAUGUCUUCAGGAAUGUUCUAUUUUGCAUCUGCUUCAUCUUUCGACGUAACAGCAACUUUUGACCUGACUAUUCCUGCGCACAGACGUGCUACUAACGAUACCAGCAAUCACGAUUUUUUCUGGAAUCGAAAUCUUCAUUUUCCUUUGGAACGCUAUGGCAUUGAUGCGAAUGAAUGGUUUAUUCGGAUGAUGUGUGGAUCUGUGCAAAUUCGAACUGUAUAUGUUGGUAAUAAAACCGUUAAGUUGGCCAUUUUAUCAAGAUUGAGUUGUCGACGAGUUGGUACACGUUUCAAUGUUCGUGGUGUUGAUGACAGUGGUCAAGUGGCAAAUUUCGUUGAAACUGAACAGUUACUGUCAUACGAAAAUUGCGAGUCAUCUUUUGUGCAAGUUCGCGGAUCGGUUCCACUCUUCUGGGAACAACCAGGAGUGAACGUUGGGUCGCAUAAGGUCAAGCUUCGCGCUGUUGAGGCUACAGCACCCGCUUUUAACAGGCAUUUUCGUUAUCUGAAACGAUCGUACGGUGAUAUUGCCGUUGUAAAUCUUUUGGGAUCGAAAGAGGGUGAACGAACGCUCUCUGAUGCUUACAAGUUGCAUCUUGAGAAUAGUUCGCAUAGAGAUGUGGACUUUAUUGCUUUCGAUUAUCAUGCACGAAUGAAACUUUCGAAGAGUGCACCGGAUAUGCUAAAGAAGAGAUUAAUUCCUCUACUCGACAGAUUCUCAUUCUUCUGCAUAAAAAAUUCCAAUAUCUUAAGAUCUCAAAAUGGUGUAAUUCGAACAAACUGUUUGGAUUGUUUGGAUCGUACCAAUGCCGUACAAACGAUUUUAGGUUUGCACAUGCUCGGUGCACAGCUGGAGUCGUUAAACAUUGAGUCGAAUAAAGUGAAUGUAGCAUUGCGUUUUGAAGAGGCGCUGAAAGACUUGUGGCAGAAAAAUGGUGAUUCUUGCAGUGUUGUGUAUGCUGGUACUGGUGCUAUCGAGGGCAAGUCCAAGUUCAAAGACGCCAGUCGUUCUUUAGCUCGUACGAUUCAAAAUAAUCUAAUGGAUGCGUCGAAGCAAGAAUCAUUCGAUAUGCUGCUUCUUGGUUCAGCCUAUGGCAACCGUCUUUUCGAUCAAAUUGACAGCUUUUUUCCCCCUGUUGUCACACAAGAAUGUGAAAGUAUAGUGGAAUCGUUGGUGGAGCGUUCAGACGAAAUGGUCAACAUUUUGCCAAUAACCAUUUUUGUGGGAACGUGGAACGUGAACGGUGGUAAAAAUAUGCAUAAUAUCGCAUUUCGAAAUCAAGCACCUCUCACCGAAUGGCUUUUUCCAAAUGAACAGCUAAUAUCCUUGCACGACUCCAGUUUUCAUGCGGACAUUGUUGCGAUUGGAUUGGAAGAGAUUAUUGAUUUGAAUGCAUCGAAUAUUGUCAAAGCGAGCACCACAAAUCAACGAUUAUGGUGCGACGGAUUAAGAAAAGCACUAGCACAAAGAGGUCAUUACGUGCUGCUUGGAUGUGAGCAAUUGGUCGGUGUUUGUUUGUUCGUUUUCGUUAAGCCUGGUAUAGUACCCUUCAUUCGUGAUGUUGCUAUCGAUAGUGUAAAGACAGGGAUGGGUGGCGCUGCAGGUAACAAAGGUUCUGUAUCACUUCGACUGACUGUGCACGCCACAUCGAUUUGCUUCGUGUGCUCGCAUUUUGCAGCUGGUCAGAAUGAGAUUCGUGAUCGCAACGAAGACUUCAUGACUGCUCUCAAGAGGAUCAAAUUUCCCAUGGGUCGAGAAAUUCUCUCGCAUGAUCUUAUAUUUUGGUUCGGUGAUUUCAACUAUCGUAUAUCGCUGCCAGGUGAUGUGGUCAAAACAACUGUACGCGCCGAACAAUUUGUGCAGCUUGCACCAAACGAUCAACUAACCCAGCAACGUGCUUUGGGAAACGCAUUUAUCGAUUUUGAUGAAGGCACUCUCAAUUUCGCACCUACUUACAAGUACGACACGUUCAGUGAUGACUAUGAUACUUCAGAAAAAUGCCGAGCUCCAGCAUGGACAGAUCGAGUGUUGUGGAAAGAUGCCACGAAACGUAAUGCCGUUAAAUUGGAAUGGUAUGGCCGAUCAGAACUGAAAACAUCUGAUCAUAGACCCGUGAGCGCUGUAUUUCGAGUCGAUGCAUUCGCAGUGAAUCCAGAGAAAUGUAAAACUGUUUAUGACGAUGUACUCAGUUGUUCUGGACCACCAGAUGCAACAGUUUUGGUGUCAGUCGAUGGUGCAGCCAUAUUCCCCGUCGAUCUCUACUUCGGUGUUUUAGAUAAGCUUGUCCAGUUGGGUAUAACUCCGCGCCUUAGCAAAUUCGAUGGCGCUGAUCUCUGGUUGAUUGUUGAAGACGGUUCGAUGGCUUUAGCAGCAUUAAGUAUGGACGGUGUACGGGUUGGUGAUGCUCAAAUAAAUGUUCGUCUUCGAUCGCCUAAUUGGACGACGGAGAGUAAUUUACAAAUCGAUGUGACGUUGCAGAAUUUAAGGAGUGAAGAAGUUAACUUACACUAUUCAGCUAUGGAAGACAUGGAUCGUUUUGAAUUUGAUGAUGAUGAUGAUGAAAUGAUGUCAGUCAAAAUGCAGUCACAAGAUAUGAGAAGUGCAUCACCAAUGCGAUCACCAUUUCAAGAUCGGUCGUUGGAAAACGAUAUGGCAAGAUUGACGACAUCAUCUCCUCAGUCUUUGCUUAUUAACAACAAUGACAAUUCAUUCAAGCAUAAAUUAGCUUCUGUACCAAAUAUGUCUACCAUUUAUGACCAAAAAAGCGAUUGCCAAGCGAGAUCAGAGCUAAACGUGAUUCCAGUGAGACCGGUACCACCCAGACCGGAAUCACUUACAAAUAGUAAUAGUCGUUCAAAUAGUCCAUGGUGUAUGCCCGGUGAUCUACAGUCACAGGACCCUGGUAGUUGGCGUGUGCCAAGUGAUCCACGCAUCAAUGAUCCAUCGCCUUGUAUUGCAUCUGAUAUUGUCAACAAAACAAACUUCCAACAUGUUUAUAAUGAUUCGACAGUCAUCAUCCCGGCUAUUCCACCAAGGCCUCAGUUCGAUUAA